AUGAUUCUAUUAAUAGAAGACCAAGAAGAAGAAGAAGAAGAAGAAGAAGAAGAAGAAGAAGAAGAAGAAGAAGAAGAAGAAGAAGAAGAAGAAGAAGAAGAAGAAGAAGAAGAAGAAGAAGAAGAAGAAGAAGAAGAAGAAGAAGAAGAAGAAGAAGAAGAAGAAGAAGAAGAAGAAGAAGAAGAAGAAGAAGAAGAAGAAGAAGAAGAAGAAGAAGAAGAAGAAGAAGAAGAAGAAGAAGAAGAAGAAGAAGAAGAAGAAGAAGAAGAAGAAGAAGAAGAAGAAGAAGAAGAAGAAGAAGAAGAAGAAGAAGAAGAAGAAGAAGAAGAAGAAGAAGAAGAAGAAGAAGAAGAAGAAGAAGAAGAAGAAGAAGAAGAAGAAGAAGAAGAAGAAGAAGAAGAAGAAGAAGAAGAAGAAGAAGAAGAAGAAGAAGAAGAAGAAGAAGAAGAAGAAGAAGAAGAAGAAGAAGAAGAAGAAGAAGAAGAAGAAGAAGAAGAAGAAGAAGAAGAAGAAGAAGAAGAAGAAGAAGAAGAAGAAGAAGAAGAAGAAGAAGAAGAAGAAGAAGAAGAAGAAGAAGAAGAAGAAGAAGAAGAAGAAGAAGAAGAAGAAGAAGAAGAAGAAGAAGAAGAAGAAGAAGAAGAAGAAGAAGAAGAAGAAGAAGAAGAAGAAGAAGAAGAAGAAGAAGAAGAAGAAGAAGAAGAAGAAGAAGAAGAAGAAGAAGAAGAAGAAGAAGAAGAAGAAGAAGAAGAAGAAGAAGAAGAAGAAGAAGAAGAAGAAGAAGAAGAAGAAGAAGAAGAAGAAGAAGAAGAAGAAGAAGAAGAAGAAGAAGAAGAAGAAGAAGAAGAAGAAGAAGAAGAAGAAGAAGAAGAAGAAGAAGAAGAAGAAGAAGAAGAAGAAGAAGAAGAAGAAGAAGAAGAAGAAGAAGAAGAAGAAGAAGAAGAAGAAGAAGAAGAAGAAGAAGAAGAAGAAGAAGAAGAAGAAGAAGAAGAAGAAGAAGAAGAAGAAGAAGAAGAAGAAGAAGAAGAAGAAGAAGAAGAAGAAGAAGAAGAAGAAGAAGAAGAAGAAGAAGAAGAAGAAGAAGAAGAAGAAGAAGAAGAAGAAGAAGAAGAAGAAGAAGAAGAAGAAGAAGAAGAAGAAGAAGAAGAAGAAGAAGAAGAAGAAGAAGAAGAAGAAGAAGAAGAAGAAGAAGAAGAAGAAGAAGAAGAAGAAGAAGAAGAAGAAGAAGAAGAAGAAGAAGAAGAAGAAGAAGAAGAAGAAGAAGAAGAAGAAGAAGAAGAAGAAGAAGAAGAAGAAGAAGAAGAAGAAGAAGAAGAAGAAGAAGAAGAAGAAGAAGAAGAAGAAGAAGAAGAAGAAGAAGAAGAAGAAGAAGAAGAAGAAGAAGAAGAAAAGAGGUCAUAA
Messenger RNA from Schistosoma margrebowiei, 1398 nucleotides. The record is from the annotation of a GenBank genome assembly. Lineage: Eukaryota; Metazoa; Platyhelminthes; Trematoda; Strigeidida; Schistosomatidae.